This is a messenger RNA of Sclerotinia trifoliorum, 2143 nucleotides long. The record is from the annotation of a GenBank genome assembly. NCBI's taxonomy places the organism in Eukaryota, Fungi, Ascomycota, Leotiomycetes, Helotiales, Sclerotiniaceae.
CACUAUUAGGUUCGUGCAGAUUUGGUACCAUUAACUUUGUUCAAGAUAUAAUCGAAAUUAUCGAGUGAUUCUAUCACGCAACGUCUUUUUGAGCAUCAAUUGAUUGCUUUCACUGUCGUUACAGUUCCCUCGUCAUUGUACUGUUUCUUCUCAUCCACCACAAGCAAGAAUCGUUCUCUAAUGUCUUCCUUCGAGGCCAUGGCAGCUGCUGCCAAGGAGAAGAUUAUAUCUCGAAGACAAAUCGAAGGUCUCAUCGCAGAUGGCAGGUCUAUCGUUAUUGUUGACGAGGCCGUACUCAAAGUAGAUGCAUGGAUGAAAUACCAUCCUGGCGGAGACAAGGCUAUUAAGCAUAUGAUAGGCAGAGAUGCAACAGAUGAAGUAAAUGCGUGCGUAAAGUAUCUGUCCCACACUUGCACGAUCUCCGGACUAACAAGUCCUUUAUAGGCUACACUCAGCAGAAACGCGAGCAUUCAUGAGCAAAUACCAAAUUGGUAGAGUGGAGGGUCGUUGGAAGAAUUUUGUUCCCCCGAUACAAUACGGAAAGUUUCGGAGCUAUGUUGAAGGCAUGCCAGACGAUUCCGAAGAAGAUAAUAAUACGUUCGAUGAGAGAGGGAGCUCUGACAGCUCAAGACUCCCCUCGCCUACAUUCGAUGAAGACUGUCCAGAGGUACGCAGAAGAGGGCCAGCCAAAGACGAUCGCCCUGUGUCCUCCGCCUCCUCCAUAUCCUCUGCCCCUGACCUGGACGAUGGCAUGUCACACUUCAAUGCUUUGACUCGAGAACAAAUUGAUCUAGAUCAUACCAAAUAUCCUUCCCUUGAUGCGGAUACGCAAGAAGAGAUCGUUCAAAAGUACCGUUUAUUGGAUGAACGGAUGCGUGCGGAAGGCCUAUAUGACUGUAAUUACGCUGCAUACGCCAUUGAAUGCUGUCGUUAUACUUUCUUUGCCUCUAUGGCAGUCAUGUUCUUUAAGUGGGGCUGGUAUGGGACAAGUGGGUUGUUCCUGGGUUGUCUAUGGCAUCAAUUAGUGUUCACUGUACAUGAUGCGGGCCACAUGGGUAUCACCCAUAACUUUACGAUUGACUCUCUCAUCGGUAUUGGACUUGCAGACUUUAUUGGCGGUCUUUCACUUGGAUGGUGGAAGCGCAAUCAUAAUGUCCAUCACAUUGUAACAAAUUCACCCGAGCAUGAUCCAGAUAUUCAACAUAUCCCUUUUUUUGCUGUCACGCACAGAUUAUUGGAAUCUCUGACCUCGACCUUCUAUGAAAAGUGCUUGGAGUAUGACGCAUUCGCGCAAUAUCUGCUCCCGUACCAAUCAUACUAUUAUUAUAUAAUACUGUGCUUUGGCCGAUUCAAUCUCUACCGCCUGUCCUGGGAAUAUCUUCUCCGGGGCCUUGGACCAAAGAGGGGUCCAGCAUGGUGGCAAAGAUGGCUAGAAAUUACAGGUCAGAUUUUCUUCUGGACAUGGUUUGGUUAUGGAGUAGUCUACAAAGGUAUUCCGACAAAUGGUGCCAGAGUUGCCUUCGUCUUGAUCAGUCAUGUGGUUACCAUGCCGGUUCAUGCCCAGAUAACUCUAUCACAUUUCUCUAUGAGCACUUCAGAGCUUGGACCACACGAAUCUUUCCCACAGAAGAUGCUCCGCACGACCAUGGAUAUCGAUUGUCCACAGUGGCUGGACUUCUUUCAUGGAGGACUUCAAUUCCAAGCCAUUCAUCACCUUUUCCCUAGGAUGCCUAGACACAAUCUUCGCCGUGCUCAGAAGCUUGUGUUAGAAUUCUGCAACGACGUGGGCAUCCCCUACGCACUCUACGGAUUUGUGGAUGGCAAUAAAGAUGUCAUUGGUAGACUGGAAGAAGUUGGCAGGCAAGCCGCGAUUCUUGCUAAAUGCCAAAAGAGUAUAGUAGAAAAGGGUGAUAUCCUCCAUGGGCACUAGAUACGUACCAAGGUAAUUGCAAUAGAGAUUCUUUUUCACCCGCAAUGUAUCACUUGUUUGAUUACAAGGAGCGGUGAAUCGCAAUCUUAACACCGCUUUUCCAUGCAUUGAUAUAUUGCCAGAGAAUGUAUGAUCCCGUUUCUCGAUUUCAUAGCCAGUCACUGUUUAACGUUUCGCGAGAGACCCUGCAUACUGCAAACGACUGCAGAUUUU